UGCAAAUCUUUGUUCAUUAAAGACAGUUAAAUUGGUUGGUCAAAAUAGCCAAACAAUAAUCAAAACUAUAAGCGUCGAUUGAUAACAAUAAACAACACAUUUUCCAACCGAAGAGCGAUAUAACUAUUAGUAUUUUUGAUUAUUGUUACAUGCUUUCCUUAGGUGUCAGUAUGAAAUCAGAAUUCCAAGCCUACAUUACAUCGGGUAAACGAUAUAAGUAAUCGUGCUGAAAUAUAACUGUAUUAAAUCCAAACCUAAAAGAAAGAAGCAACCACAUGUAAGUCACUUGGUAAAUACUAACUAACAAAAAGAAGAAGAGAACAAGCUAUUUAUUCAUUCUAUUAACAUUAGUAGCCAAAAACUGUCUGUCAAUAUGACGGUUUACAAUGAAAACAAUAAGUCCAUUGAAUUAAUGGAGAAUUUCUAUGUUAGUAACAAGAACAAAAAGAAACACAAUUUAAAAAUCCAAGUAAAAUUAAACGAUACUGGGAUAUAUUUGAGACAUGAAACAACAGAAGGAGGUCACUUCACGGAACAAUUAAUACGCCUUGAGGACAUUGUGGGAAGUAACUGUGAUAACCAUAUACGAAAACGACUUCGCGGUGGAUUAGGUUCUUGUAAACGAGAUCGUGAUGAUGAUGAAGCCCACCAUCAUAGUGAAAAUAAUGCCGAUAAUGAUUCGAAAGAUUUGAGUGCCUACCUGUAUAUUUUUGCCUACAUACGGAAGGAAAAGCCUUUAAAACGUGAACGUGUGGUGCGAAUUUUGAGAUUUAGAUCAUUCCUAAGCUUCGAAGAGAAUUUAAAAUGCGCUGAACGUUGGCAUAAUGCCAUUAAAGUAAACAAGCGAGCCUCUGAUGAUAGAAGACCUCUGCUAAUACUUUUAAAUCCCAAAUCUGGUUCUGGCAAAGGAAGACAACUAUUUCAAAAUGAAGUCGCUCCGAUUCUAAAGGAAGCAGAAAUACAAUAUGAAUUUAUAGUUACUACGCAUACCAACUAUGCUCGCGAUUACAUCAGACAACGCAAGGAUAUCGCACAAAGUUAUAGCGGCAUUGUAGUGGCUUCGGGUGAUGGUCUCUUUUUCGAAGUACUUAAUGGUAUCAUGGAGCGAUUAGAUUGGCGUCUUUUGACCCACCAUUUACCAUUAGGUAUUAUACCUUGCGGUUCAGGUAAUGGCUUAGCAAAAACUAUAGCCCAUUUAUACAAUGAACCGUUUGAGCCGAAGCCCAUUCUUCAUGCAACAUUAGCAUGUGUGUCGGGUAAAAAUACUCCUUUGGAUGUAGUCCGCAUUGAAUUAGCUAACGGAGAUAAAUAUUUAGAAAUGUACUCCUUCCUCUCGGUAGGCUGGGGCUUAAUCGCCGACAUUGACAUAGAAAGUGAAAAAUUGCGUUCAAUAGGAGCUCAAAGAUUCACCUUGUGGUCUAUACAUCGUCUAUUGCAUUUGAGAGCGUGCAAAGGAAAGGUAUCUUAUUUGCCUUGGCGGCAAAAUGAAUCAAUUACCAAAACGAGAACGGAGGACAUAUCAACUAAACAAGCAGUGAAUGAAGAAGCAAAAGCACCGCAUUCAAUUCUUAAGCAUUAUCACGAUUUUCAAGAGGAGGAAAAUGACUCUGAUACUAUACUGGAGAACAGUGAAUUUGUUGAUAUAAUUUCACACUCAAGCAGAAAAUACAAUGGAGAUAGUUGGCAAUCAGCUGAAUCACGUAGAACUGCGUAUUAUUCCUUGGCCGGCCAAAGCACGCGCUCACAGCGCAGCAUUACUGCCAGUGUUCUUAGCAAAAUUGAAGCAGCUAAUACAGAACUCGAGGCAAAAGCUCUUCAAUCGCAUUUACCACCUUUAAAAUCACCACUGCCAGCAGAUUGGAAUACUGAAGAAGGAGAAUUUAUUAUGGUUCAUGCUGCUUACACUACGCAUUUAGCAGCCGAUUGCUUAUUCGCUCCUGAAUCUAAAUUAAAUGAUGGGAUUAUUUAUUUAGUAAUAAUUCGUGCAGGCAUUUCACGGGUUCAGUUAUUGAAUUUUCUAUUAAGUAUGAGUUCUGGGACUCAUUUGGACGAAGCUCCUUCUUCACAUGUUCAAGUAUUGCGGGUAACAGCGUUUCGCAUAGAGCCUCAUAACUCUGAUGGUAUUAUAACAGUCGACGGCGAACGAAUGGAAUAUGGAUCCAUACAAGCGGAAAUGUUUCCAGGCUUGAUAAAAGUAAUGGUACCCAAUACAAGCGUAAUUAAGGCCGAAUGCAUUGAUGAAUAUGAUCAGAAUAAGGGCGCAUGCGAAGUAAAUGAAAAUCCUUGAUUGUAUUAUAUAUGUAACAGUAUGCAAUGAUAACAUUAUUUAAAUUUUUAAUAUUCAUUUUUUUUAAAUAAAU
Glossina fuscipes is the source of this 2360-nucleotide messenger RNA. RefSeq names its product sphingosine kinase 1 (gene Sk1). Gene Ontology annotation, biological process: sphingosine biosynthetic process. Gene Ontology annotation, cellular component: intracellular membrane-bounded organelle; membrane; cytoplasm. The record is from RefSeq and is a predicted model, not a curated record. The coding region runs from base 374 to 2287 and encodes 637 amino acids. NCBI's taxonomy places the organism in Eukaryota, Metazoa, Arthropoda, Insecta, Diptera, Glossinidae. The transcript is spliced from 2 exons.